AUGCUUGCAGUUUGCCAGGGAGCUCGUGCAGUAAUUCUGGAAAGUGCAGUAGUACAAAUCAUUUUGAGAUGUGUAGAGAGAACCAAACAGCUUCGUGCCAAGCAGGCCGAUGACAAAUGGCAUACACUGGGUGACAACCGUUCCUUGUUCGGAGGUCAACUGGGGAUUGAGUCAGCUAAACGGAUCUCCGAGGCCUUGGGUGAGAUGUUAGCAGGUUUUGAAGGCAAUGAUGAUGUGCGAAGUCGCUUUUUGAAUGUGGCCAAGAGCUUUGAUCAAUCAGAAGUGUCCUUGCGGCAGCUUCAACAGUCCUUUGGUGAUAACCUCGAUGGCCUGGAAGCCAUGCGCAACAAUUUUGAUCGCUGCACCGAAGAAGUGAUUCGAUUGGUGAGUCUACUGGAAGGUGACUGUGCGAGCAUGAGACUUCAAUUGCAUCGAACACUGAAGAGCCCACAAGAGCGCAUGAGUCAAAACCUCUUUGGUGGCAUUGAAUCGCUGGGCAAGAGUCGCUUGGUGCUAGAGAAUAUUCCUGCAUCACCAGAAGAUCAUAUCGGUGGAUUGCUAGACACACUGGAACAUGAUUUAUGUGAUACUCCGCUGACUCACAUGGUCCAAGUGGCACAAGAUGUGAAUGAUCACAUCGUGAGGCAGCUCUCAGAGAAGGGUCGACUGGAGAAAUUGAGGCCUUGCAGACUUAGCUUUGAUGCCACUGCCCAGGGCCAGUGGGUUUCUCCUGCCAGGAUCAUUGAAGAAAUGUUCCGAACGCUAAAGCCUUGCAUCUUUGAAUCUGCAAAUGCCAUGGCUGAAGUGGACACCGCGGACGCCGGAACCGAACCGGAUGUGUCAGCUGAGCAGGAGACUGCAGCUUUGAUUGCAUCAGGCGGACUGAUGAGCCCAACUCGACCACCAGUAGAUUUGUCCUUCGCUCGUGCCCAGCUCAGCAAGGUUCCAAGUUCGAAACCUCCGUCGAAGGACACCAAUCCUCCAAACAGACGGAAGGGAUCCAGACAAUCCGUACAACGCACUUCUGUGGGGUCGGGAACAGGCUCAGCAGGUUUAGGCGACUUCAAAAGACCAGAGGUGCGGAGGAGGCCGUCUGGACAUGAUGCAAAGGUUGACUCGAGUGAUCCUUUGAACGGAACUCUGAGGCAGUUCAGACGGCAAAGAUCCUUGAAUGCAGGUUCAAGUGUCCCACUGUCAGCCAGUGCUAGUAGUCCGGACUUGCCAGGGUUGGUGAGAAAAGACCUUCAACCGAAAGCUGUUGGCAGUCUUGGUCGCGCAAACAGUUUGCAGAGUGCUUCGGCCACAGAAUUCAGAAACGAGUUGAAACACGUCUCUGCAGAGGGCAGAGAUGGUAGAGGGGCUAGCAGCCUUGGAGUUGGUGUAGAUCCGAGCCGUCCGAGCCUGGGUGAUUUUCCACUCGACCCACUGGCUCCUGCUGGCCAUGCAGUCGGCCAUAGAGAUGCAAGUGAAGUCCAUGGCAAGGAAAGACAAGAAGAUGCACAAGACGGACAAGACACACAAGAUGAAACGACACAUGCUGACUGUGGAGCCAGAGAUGAAAGACUGGCUGGAACUUCAGGGCAGUUGGAGCCUCCGGAGCCUAGCAGAGCUCAGGUGUCAGCUGCUCUGCUUGGUGGAAGCUCAGGUCAUUCUGAUCUUCCUUGGCCGCCCGGGCCUAGACAGCCUGGUCUGCAUUCCGAGGUCGACCAAGGUCAGCUCCAUCUGCGGCACCAUGAAGCAGGUCCUGCAGAUCCAGCUGAUGGUCCCCGUUUGUUGGGCACCGAGACCGGCCAGUUGAUGUUGGGAAACAAGGCCAACCAGGGUAACCACAGUAACCAGGGCCACCUGGACCCACUGCCGGAAGUUUCUGCACCCCGCCCAGGGGAGCAAGAUGUACAGCCUUUGCCCCCAGGGCUUGAAACGAAUGGCGUCAGUGGGCGCUUGGCUGAACCCAGAAGAUCGAGAAUUAGAAAGUCUUCUGAACCAGAUGUGUUGGCGGAGUACUCGCGGUUGAUGGCUCCAGGUCAACGAGCAGGCUACGAACAGCAAAUGACGGUGAACCCAUUCAUGGGAAGCCCAUUGCUGGUCACAAAGUCUAAGUUGGAAGAACGCCCUCGAAGGCAGUCUUUGACAGCUUCAGACCCACUUUUUCCAGGGAAACUGGAGCCACUAAUACCGCUGGGUUCCAAACCUGGUCUUCCUGCUCCAAUGGGCCUGGCUGGAAUGGCCCUGUCUGGAACAGCAGCACAGCAGCAAUGGCACUUUCGGUGGAGCAGUUUCAAAGCCCCAGUUUUGCUGAUGACAUUCCCCACAUCUCCCCAACAUAAUGGGGGAAUCCCCAUUAAACUUAUGUCCACCUCUAUAGCUUAUUCUAAUGUUUUUUAA
This is a messenger RNA of Cladocopium goreaui, 2385 nucleotides long. The record is from the annotation of a GenBank genome assembly. Lineage: Eukaryota; Dinophyceae; Suessiales; Symbiodiniaceae.